Vigna radiata var. radiata (mung bean) is the source of this 1985-nucleotide messenger RNA. RefSeq names its product pentatricopeptide repeat-containing protein At2g29760, chloroplastic-like. The record is from RefSeq and is a predicted model, not a curated record. The transcript has a single exon. Gene Ontology annotation, biological process: RNA modification. Gene Ontology annotation, molecular function: protein binding; RNA binding. NCBI's taxonomy places the organism in Eukaryota, Viridiplantae, Streptophyta, Magnoliopsida, Fabales, Fabaceae. Bases 32 to 1594 code for a protein of 520 amino acids.
AUUGAACUAUCGAUCACUUUGUUCACAACCUAUGAAGGCUCAGAAUCUGAAUCAAAUAGCAAUUUGUGCACAACAACAACUCCUCACAAACCCUAAUCCCCAAUUGCUGAAUCCUUUACUAUCACGUCUCACAAAUUCUAAAAAUGCAUUCUUUCAUCUCUACAACCAAAUGCUCUCACACCCUUUCUCGCACAAUCACUACACCUUCACCCACGCCCUCAAGGCCUGCUCCUCCCACCACGCCCACUCCAAGGCGCUCGAAAUCCACGCGCGGCUCAUCAAAUCCGGUCACUACGUCGAUAUCUUCAUCCAGAACUCGCUCCUCUACUCCUACCUCGCCCGCAACGACGUCGUCGCCGCCUCAAACCUCUUCCGGUCGAUUCCCUCCCCCGACGUCGUUUCAUGGACCUCACUGAUAUCGGGCCUCGCCAAAUCGGGCUUCGAGGCCCAAGCCCUUCAACAUUUUUCCGAAAUGAACUCGGAGCCCAGAAUUGUCGAACCCAAUGCAGCCACCCUCGUCGGCGCGUUGUGCGCGUGUUCUUCUCUUAAGACUCUGAGGCUCGGCAAGUCAGUUCACGCUUACGGCGUGAGGAUGAUUGCCAAUGUGAAUGUUGUUUUUGACAACGCGGUGUUGGACUUGUACGCAAAGAGUGGGUCGUUGAAAUAUGCCAAGAACCUGUUUGAUAAAAUGUCUGUGAGGGACGUAAUUACUUGGACCACUCUGUUGAUGGGUUACGCGCGUGGUGGUUACUGCGAGGAGGCUUUUGGUGUGUUUAACCGAAUGGUGCAGAGUGCAGAAGCUGAACCAAACGAGGCAACUGUAGUAACUGUUUUAUCAGCGUGUGCCUCUAUUGGAGCAUUGAGUUUGGGGCAGUGGGUGCAUUCGUAUAUUGACUCACGACAAGACCUUGUGGUUGAUGGAAACAUUGGGAAUGCUUUGCUCAACAUGUAUGUGAAGUGUGGAGACAUGCAAGUGGGGCUUAGGGUUUUUGACAUGAUUGAGCACAAGGAUAUAAUCUCGUGGGGCACUGUUAUCUCUGGGCUUGCCAUGAACGGUUAUGGGAAAAGAACGUUAGAGCUAUUUUGCCGCAUGUUGGUUGAAGGGGUUGAGCCUGAUGAUGUUACUUUUAUUGGGGUGUUAUCUGCAUGUAGCCAUGCGGGGUUGGUGAGUGAAGGGGUUAUGUUUUUCAAAGCAAUGAAAGAUUUUUAUGGAAUUGUGCCACAGAUGAGGCAUUAUGGUUGUGUUGUGGAUAUGUAUGGACGUGCUGGCUUGUUUGAUGAAGCUGAGGCUUUCCUUAGAAGCAUGCCUGUUGAAGCUGAAUGGCCUAUUUGGGGAGCUCUUCUACGAGCUUGCAAAAUCCAUGGUAAUGAAAAGAUGUCUGAAUGGAUAAAGGGACAUCUAAGGGGGAAAAGGGUUGGUGUUGGUACUCUUGCUUUGCUGUCUAACAUGUAUGCCAGUUCUCAACGAUGGGAUGAUGCUAAUAAGAUUCGGAAGACUAUAAGAGGCACUGGAGUGAAGAAAGUUGCGGGAUGUAGCUGGCUAGAGCUUGAGCUGUACAAUAACAGAUCGGAUUCAAAUUAUAGAGCUCAGUAAUGUAUUCAUAAGCAUGGCACAAAGUUUGAGAGAUGUCGCAGGAGGAGUAUGAAAUUUAAGCCUGAAGGACAUUAGCUGUUGCUUUGAUAGGCAAAAAUCUAAUGCUUAUACCUUCAUUGUGUAUCAACCAGCAAUGAUAGUGCUAGAGAUUUUAAGCUAUGCAGCUCUAAAAUUUGGCAUACUACCAUGGAGGUGCAGAAACAAAACAAGAGGUGCAGAAAGUAAUUUCUAACCAAAGCUUUAUUAACGGGCUUCUACUUUGGGCCAACCAUAUUUCAACUUACUUACGUACGACUCUCCUACCUUACUUUUGCACCCUGUACAUGUAGAACAAAUAUUAAAACAUCAUUUGUCCAUUGUUUAAAUAAAUAAAUCUCAUUCUUCAUGAAUA